Molecule: messenger RNA, 3174 nt
Organism: Linum tenue
Lineage: Eukaryota; Viridiplantae; Streptophyta; Magnoliopsida; Malpighiales; Linaceae
Source: the annotation of a GenBank genome assembly
UUCUCCCCACGCCCACACAAACUCAAUCGUUUAGUGUCAAAGUCGAACAACAACAACAACAAAAACUAAGUUAAGAAUCAAGAAUUCAAGAGUACCAUGCUGAAGCAAAACCUACCCAACCAAAUUUUCUCCCUGCCCAACAAGCCCUUCUUCCAUGGGAGCAACAGCCAUUUUCACCAUUCCCUUCUUUCCAUCUCCAAGCCCAGACCCAAAACUACUACUCACCACGCAAGAACCCGACGUCGUCGUUGUAGGGCUGCCAGUGAUACGACGUCGAACAAGCUCGAGGACGCCAGCGCCAUAGCCGAUUAUCUCGUACACGAGAAGCCCAUAAAAGUGAAGGCCGCGGUGACCGUGAAGCAAACCAUGACCGCCAUGUUCACUGGCAUCGGGAUUGAGCGUGGAAUCGAUGACAUCCAAGACCUCCUCGGCAAAACCCUCCUCUUGGAGCUCGUCAGCUCCGAGUUGGACCCUAAGACGGAGCUGGAGAAGCCGACACUCCAGUCCUUCGCGCACAAGGGCGGCGGCGGGAAGGUCGUCGACGGCGAGGUGAGUUACGAGGCGGAGUUCGAGGUGCCGGCGGGGUUCGGGGCGGUGGGAGCCAUCGUCGUGGAGAACGAGCACCACAAGGAGAUGUUCCUGAGGAACAUAGUUUUGGAGGGUUUCCCAAGUGGUCCCGUUAGUUUUGCUUGCGACUCUUGGAUCCACUCCAAGUUCACUGAUAAGAGGAAGAGGGUCUUCUUCACCAGCAAGUCGUACUUGCCCCAGAGCACGCCAGCUGGGCUCGUGGGCCUGCGGGCGGAAGAGCUGGUCACUUUGCGAGGAAAUGGGCUCGGCGAGCGGCAGCACGGCGACCGGGUCUACGACUACGACGUCUACAACGACCUCGGCGAUCCUGACGCCGACCAGGCGCUCGCCCGGCCGUCCCUCGGCGGCAAGGAGUUCCCCGCUCCUAGACGGUGCCGUACUGGUCGCCCCCGUUGUGAAUCCGACGCUGCAGACCCGUCGGCGGAGAAGAAGACGCGGGAUUUCUACGUCCCGCGGGACGAAGAGUUCUCGGAGGUGAAGCAACUGACGUUCUCAGCCAAGACCCUCUACUCCUUGUUCAACACGCUGAUCCCGUCGCUGGGGAACGUGUUCGUCGACGCCGAUCUUGGGUUCCAUCACUUCAAGACCAUCGAUUCCCUCUUCAGCGUUGGGUUCGAAGUGCCCGAGCUCUCCAAAGAAGGGUUCUGGAACGCCCUCCUGCCUCGCCUCUUCGCCGGCACCGGCAACGUCAUGCGGUUCGAGCCACCCGGCGCUUUGGAAAGGGAUAAGUUUUUCUGGAUGAAGGAUGAGGAGUUUGCGAGGCAGACGCUUGCUGGACUCAACCCAUAUUGUUUGCAAUUGGUCACGGAGUGGCCAUUGAAGAGCAAGCUUGACCCCGAAAUCUAUGGUCCACCAGAAUCAGCAAUCACCACUGAACUCAUCGAAUCAGAAAUUGGAGGGAUUAUGACAGUUAAAGAGUCAAUUGAAAGGAAGAAGCUGUUCAUCCUGGAUUAUCACGACAUCCUGUUGCCAUUUGUGAGCAAAGUCAGGGAACUCAAGGGCACGACUUUAUACGGGUCGAGGACCAUCUUCUUUCUCACUCCCGAAGGCACAUUAAGGCCGCUGGCCAUCGAGCUCUGUCGCCCUCCCAUGGACGGGAAGCCCGAGUGGAAACAUGUGUACAGACCGUGCUGGAAUUCCACAGAUUGUUGGCUCUGGAGGCUAGCCAAGGCACAUGUGCUUGCUCACGACUCUGGCAUUCACCAACUCGUUAGCCAUUGGUUAAGAACACAUUGUGCGACUGAACCAUACAUAAUAGCGACGAAUCGACAGCUUAGUGUGAUGCAUCCCAUUUACAGAUUACUCCAUCCUCACUUCAGAUACACAAUGGAGAUCAACUCCCUCGCUCGAGAAUCGCUCAUCAAUGCAGGCGGUAUCAUUGAAUCAUCAUUUUCACCUGGGAAAUACUCCUUAGAGAUCUGCUCAGCUGCAUACGACCAGCUCUGGAGAUUCGACUAUGAAGCGUUACCCAAAGACCUCAUACGCAGGGGAAUGGCAGUCGAAGACAAGAACGCACCCCACGGCCUGAAACUCACGAUAGAGGACUACCCUUUUGCAAACGAUGGCCUCGUUCUAUGGGACACAAUCAAAGAGUGGGUCACCGACUACGUCACUCACUACUACCCAGAGCCAGACCUCGUGGAGGCCGACUCAGAGCUCCAAGCAUGGUGGACAGAGAUACGAACCAAGGGCCACGCAGACAAGAAGAACGAACCAUGGUGGCCACAACUCGAGACCUCCAACGACCUCAUAGAAAUCCUCACCAUCAUAAUCUGGGUGGCUUCAGGGCACCACGCCUCGGUGAACUUCGGACAGUACGCAUUCGCAGGUUACUUCCCCAACAGGCCAACCAUAACCAGAAUCAAGAUGCCGAACGAGGACCCAACCGAAGAAGAGUGGAAGUUCUUCCUGAAAAAACCAGAAGCCGUGCUUCUAGCCACAUUCCCUUCGAAGCUGCAGGCCACGAGAGUGAUGGCCGUGCUCAACGUGCUGUCGAAUCAUUCCCCCGACGAGGAGUACAUCGGAGAUGAGAUGGAGAGGAGCUGGAGCGACGAGCCGUUGAUAAAGGCGGCUUUUGAGAAGUUCAGUGGGAGGUUGAAGGUGUUGGAAGGUAUUAUUGAUGAGAGGAAUGCUAAUGAAGAGCUGAAGAAUAGGAGUGGAGCUGGGGUUUUGCCUUAUGAGCUUUUGAAGCCUCAUUCUAAGCCUGGAGUUACAGGGCAGGGAGUUCCCAACAGCAUAUCCAUCUGAUUUCUUCUUUUUCUUCUUCAUUAUCUUGUGUACCAAUUUAUCAGCACAGUGAAAAAUGUAGAAUAGUAUGGAGCAUAAAUCAUUGAAUAGGGAAGAAUAACGUAGUUUAAAAUGCUCAAUGUAACAUGAAACGACUCGAUUAAAGAAGUUGGACACAACUUCUUGAUAUGGAAGUCGUCACGAUCAAACUUGGGUAUUUUGUUCUCUUCUUUUGUCACCUCAUUUAUAGGACACAUCACACAAUGUAGAAGAAUAAUGUAUUGUGGAAUAGUAUCCAAAAGACUAGUUUCUUCCAUGCUUUAUGUUGAACUUAAUUAUUGCGCAUCAUGCAAUGCAGGA